This is a messenger RNA of Amyelois transitella, 7918 nucleotides long. It is a transcript of the gene rin, whose product is annotated as ras GTPase-activating protein-binding protein 2. Lineage: Eukaryota; Metazoa; Arthropoda; Insecta; Lepidoptera; Pyralidae. Bases 280 to 1626 code for a protein of 448 amino acids. The record is from RefSeq and is a predicted model, not a curated record. The transcript has 11 exons. Gene Ontology annotation, cellular component: cytosol; ribonucleoprotein complex. Gene Ontology annotation, molecular function: mRNA binding.
AAUCAAAGAAUCAAAAUGUGACUCAUACACAAGUUUUCGUUUCGUUCGUUCGUUCGUAAUUGUGACAUUUAUUUGCAAAUGGCAUGGCAACAUAGAAAUAAGAAAAUUAAAAAAAGUUUGACACCCGAACGGUGAGGUAGGCUCUUUUCUGUUUUCAACCGUAUUUAUUGUGAAAAUUACACGAUUUUCUUGAUAAUUUGUAGAAGAUACGCUACUUUGAUGCCUAAAUUUUACUGAGGUAUAGCGGAGGGCAGUAUCGGCGCACGUUGAACAACAGCAAUGGUAAUGGAGGCGUCGCCGUCUCCGCAGAGCGUCGGACGCGAGUUCGUCCGGCAGUACUACACGCUGCUGAACAAAGCGCCUGCCCAUCUGCACAGGUUCUACAACAACUACUCGUCGUUCGUGCACGGCGGGCUGGACGCGCCCAACCGCGAGACGCUGCCCGUGGUCGGCCAGAAGCAGAUCCACAACCGCAUCCAGCAGCUGAACUUCCGCGACUGCCAUGCUAAGAUCAGCCAGGUGGACGCGCAGGCGACGCUGGGCAACGGCGUGGUGGUGCAGGUGACGGGCGAGCUCAGCAACGGCGGCGCGCCCAUGCGCAGGUUCACGCAGACCUUCGUGCUGGCCGCGCAGACGCCCAAGAAGUACUACGUGCACAAUGAUAUCUUCCGUUACCAGGACAUAGUGUUCUCCGACGAGGAGGGCUCGGGGUCGGGGCGCUCGGAGGGCGAGGAGGAGGAGGGCGCGGCGAGCUGCUUCCCGCCGCCGCUGCCCGCCUUCCCGCCGCACGGCUUCCCCGCGCCGCCCGCGCCGCCUGCGCAGCCCGCGCAGCUGCCGGCGACAUCCCCGGUGCCAGCGGCGACCCCGGCCCCCGCGGCCGCUGCCCCGGCGGCGCCCCCCGCGGCCCCCGCCGCCGCCGCGCCCGCCGCAGCCCCGGCCGCCCCCGCGCCGCACCUCAACGGACAUCCGCAUGACGAUAACCGGCCGCGGGCCAACACGCAGGCGAGCAGCAUAUCGCAGGUGUCCAGCGAGCGCGAGGUAGAGCCCGAGCCGGAGCCCGCGCCGCAGCCCGAGACUCCGCCGCCCGCUGCCCCGGCGGCGCCCGAGCCGAAGACGUACGCCAACCUGCUGAAGUCGGGCGCCGCGCCGCCCGCGCGACCGGACGCACCGCCGCCUGCGCGCGCGCCGCCCCGCCCGCACUACCACGCGGAGACCGCGGCCCCGCAGGCGGUGAGCGGCGCAGGCGCAGGCGGAGCGCCGGGCGCGGGCGCGCGCCGCUACUCCGACUCGCAGCAGCUGUUCCUGGGCAACCUGCCGCACUCCGCCACAGAGGAGGAGCUGCGCGCGGUGUUCUCGCGCUUCGGCGCGGUGGCGGAGCUGCGCGUGCACAGCAAGGCGGCGGCGGGCGCGCCGCGGCACCCCAACUACGGGUUCAUCACCUACGAGAGCGCCGCCGCCGCGCGCGACUGCCUCAACGCCGCGCCGCUGUACUUCCCGGCGGACAACCCGGAGGGCGUGAAGCUGAACGUGGAGGAGAAGAAGACGCGCGGGCGCGAACGCGAGCGCGAGCGGCGCCGCCCGCCCUCCUCGCAGCGGCCCUUCGCGCGCGGCGCCUACCGCCGCUAGGGCCGGCACUUCUCGCAGCUGUAUCGGAAUCCUCCACGCUCCAAUCGAUUCCCGUCACACGGUACAUCUUACUCUGUAUAAACUCGUCUUUGCGCGCGCGUUUCUUAUAUGUAAUGACCAACUGAAGUCAAAAGUUUGUGAGCUCUCGUCCAGGUGUUGUUUCAAACUCUCUGUAAUUGCAAAUUGAUUUUCAAUUGUUAAUUUAAGAUAUUUCCAUUAAACAACCUUUUUUUAGUAAUAAUGUCGCAUCACGUAUCAUUUUGUUGAACGCGCGUGGUUAACGGGCGCUCAUUGUGCACACAGUUUCCACACAACAUUUUGAAAGUAUGAUGAGCGCUCGUCAAAACGAGUGCCCCUACCUUACUUCCGCAUCUGCGCAGAACUUCGCAUAAUAAUGUAACGCGUAAAAAUAGUCCGCGUGAGAUCAGUGGUCUUUUUCAUGCUUUUGUUGCAUUUCUCUGUAAAAAGUAUCGUCUUUAACUUUGCGAAUGUAAUCCGUGAAAUAUACAACUAACAUGGAAACGAUCUCUCAGAACCAGAACGAGAAUGUCUGUGGGAUCGAGCGAGUUGCGAUACGUAAUGUUCUAAUUUCAGACGUUGAAACUAAAUAGCACUACGUAGUAAGUACGAAGGCAAAAUUUGUUUAUUUACCUCCUAAAAAAGUUGUAUCAAAUUUAUUUACUUUUUUACCUAUGCUUAGAAUUCUUCUUAAAUAAUUGCAACUACUCAAAAAAUUGACAAUUUUUGUUGCGAUUCGCUCGCCUUCAUAAGGCAUUCGUCCGGAUUUCAUCGUGAGGUCAGUGUAAUUGUAUAAAAAGCGGGUCCGUCCACAGUAUACUCUAUUCAAGGCGUGUAUCCCUUUAAAACUCUAAAAAGUAUUAAUAGUUUCGUUUUCUUCUUAGAAAUUGCAACAUCUGUGGAAUGUGGUGACGGACCCGCGACUCCGGGCUAACGCUUCGCUUACCUUUCGUUUAAGUAGUUAGAUAGUAAAUUAAUAAUUAUUAUUUGUCGCCCACUCGACUAUCGGAAGCGGUCAGCAGUUGGUCGUAGAGGGUUUUCUCACGAACGUUGAAAAUGCAUAUUAUCAUAACUCUCUUUCUGUCUUUUUGGCCUCAGAGUAGGAGUGAGAGGCAAGAUAAGCAAUGUCUUCUUGACGUUUGUGAAUAACCCCGCUACAACCGGUGAAAGGUUGCUCUAAAUACUGUGGUGGUUAGAUCGGGAAUUUAUUCAAAUUAUGAAAUCCAUCCGCCAUGUUUGAUUAGUUAAAGGGAACGUAAAAUGGCGGAUUGAUCGGUACCACUCGGUUACAAAACUAAUGUAAUUUACUUGAUAUUUACCUUUGAAAAUGAUUAUACGGCAUGACGUCUGCUAUUAAACUCACGAGGUUGUAAAAUUCAAAUAUUGAGAAGAAAGGGUAUUAAAUAUCUAAUUGAAAAUUUGGCAAAUGCAUCAUCAAACAUCCAGCAUAUUAAAAUAAAGUCUAAUUGUUAUGUCGUGCCAAUAGACCUACAAAAUCAUACUUAGCAAUGCCAACAUACAACGAAUACUAUAUAUAAUAGUAAUUAGUGGUUUGGAUAGACAAUAAAUGUUCCCGCGCAUUAACCCCCAGUGAACAAAUUUGAUGAAUUACUCUGAACAAGCGAAACAUGUCACAUUUCACCGGUUUUGAGUGAAUCACCAGAUUUGGAAGCAACCAAGCAAGCUGUCGGCCGCAACCGUCUGAUAUUGUGUGUACGGUCUGCUCACAAAAGUUCAUCCACAUAUUUUGAUAACUUUUUACAUAUAUUGUGAAUAAAGUUUUGUAGCAGACUGUACGUGUAGGGCGGUGUAAGGUUACGCCGGUAGUGUAGUCGCUAGGUCGCCGGCCGCGCCCCGCACUCUCUUCAAUGUUUUCAAAAAGAAAUAAUUUUCUUAACCUUACAUUAUAAUUUACAGUGCCCCAGUUGAAAAGUAUAUCAUUCGUGUCGUAGAGACGUUCAAAAGUGGUAUUCUUUUCUAUGCGUCGCAUUGUACGUCCGUCGAUGUGUUCGCCGUCGCCUUUGAAUCAUUUCUUCCAUAUCCGUUUUCUUGAAAUAAGCGUGGCGAUAACACAAAAAUCAAGAUUGAUCGGUGUGUUCAGUACUAAAUGUAUCCAAGAGGAAAUAAACUUGAAUGUUUCUCGCGAGAUGUCGCUAGUGAGAGACGCGGCCGCCGCCGAUGUAGGUUCGUCAGUUUUUAAGUUCGUUAUUUUUACCAAUAUACAAUGUCGGAAUUUAUACUUAGGAUAAGUCUCGCCGUGAGCUCUAAAACUGAUGCUCCGACUUCUAAAAGACGGCUAUAGUCAGAGCCUCGUGUUUGGCAGGCGAAAAGUCAUUGCCAACAGGGAUUUUUUGUGGUUGUUGUGGAACCACAUACUAUCUGGAAGUUCUCUUUUACAAAAUUCAUCUUAUUAUUUUUCGAGCCCCUCUGUAUAUUUUUUAUAACACCAAUAAGAAAUAUAAACUAUCUCUUUCUAAUUGUCCUAAUCAGAAAGAGAUGGAACAUCUCCAAACAUGGUCAUUCAGAUCUUUAUGUUUUAAGAGUUUGGUCUCCAGAUUGUAUGUUCUUUCGUGGUGGCUGCCAAAAGCAACAUCGUUGUAAAUCAGUUAUCACAAGUGUGUUGUGUUUCAGAGAUCACGGCAGACCCCGUAGUUGUAUUUGUAUCGCCAAAUCAGUAUCGUUUGGUCAGACAACGUAUGAACUUAUUCGAUGUAUAUAAACUAGUACCGAGCCCCGACCUCCGGCGCGCUUCUGAAAUAUAAACUGUAGAUUACUUUCCAGAUAUUUCCAGAAUAUAACGUAUUUUGUAUUUAUAAAUGUAAUGUAACGUAUGGUUCGCAAUAAUGUUGAUGCGGUUUGCAUUUAUUUAGACUGUUUAUCUGUGGCGAAGUCAGGACUCACGCUAAAUCACAAAAUUCAGAAGGGAAAUAUUUAAAAUGGUAAUAUUAUUUGAACAUUAUGUCGUGUCAAAGCAAACAACGUAGUGUUCCCAUCGGUACGGAGUAUCAAGUUACUUAACUGAACUUUCUCUGCACUUGACCUCUGUAACAUUUCCAUCUGCAAUUUUUCUUAACAGUGGUCAAAAGUCUCAGAUCAGGUCUUGAUACAAAUAUAAAGCGUGCGUCCAGGCUCCGCCAUUAAGUAUUCUGUGACAUUGGUUCACAAGCGUUUCACUUUUUAUCUAGUUUGUCCAAGGAAUUUCGGAACCGCCGAAUCGAUUUAUUAUCUUUCUACGUAGACCAUAAUGUCUCACGGUUAAUGGAAUACUCUAUAUUGUAGGAGAAAGAUUCGUCUUGCCGGUUUUGAGUGAAACGGGUUUGAUAGACGUGUAUGUUGACGCUUGAGGAACCAAUUCCACAGAGCACUCCAGGAUCGGGCUACAUGUUUAUGGGAUCUCUGUGAAAACUCGUGGUUUGUUGCAAAAUUUCCCGGUCCCACGUUUGUCCAAAAAGAUUCCAUAAAACAUGAAGCCCGCCCUUUGAAGGAUUCGCCACACUCCGGCAACGCCAUGUCCACGUACAGUCAAGUACAAAAGUCUAUAUAAUUUUCAUAGGAAAUGUUCCUAAAGUUAUAUGAAGACUUCUUUACUUGAUGGUGUAGUGGAGUAAUAUUAAUUUGACAGCCGGCGCGCGGCGAUAGCUAGUUUCCCAUCGUAGUUGUGCUAGGAAAGUGAUCGCUUGCUUUAAACUCAAGAAUUUAAUUUUAUGCCUCAACUAUAUAUCUGAUUUUUUAUGAAUAACAAUCGCUGAAUAAUAAACAUACAAUUAUAAUUUUCUAAAUAUGGCCACGUUCCUAGCACAGCUCGAGCGGGAAGCGAGCCAAACGUCUGCCGAUGACUCGACGUCAACGACAAAUUGGCAGUGACUUUUAUAUGUAUUAGUUUUCCUCGGUAUGUUUAUACUAUCCUUUUUUUCUAACUAGACACAUUUAUUUACAUAAGGAUAUUUUUAAUUCAAAGUUUGAAUAAUGUAUAACGGUGAAAACAUACGGUGGGGUAUUGUGCGAUUACGUCCUAUAAUGUUAGCUUGAUGAAGGAUGGAGGAAGCGGACUUACCUAUUCAUCGCUACAUAUUUACGCUAAUUGGUUUGGUAGGGUAGUUAGAAUUCUUUUAUAAUAAUCUUUCUACUCCGCUGAGUCAAUUAGACUAGUUUAUGUGGCGAUGUCAAUACGGUGAUGGUCUGCGGGGUUGAGACGGGACUGCACCGCGUGUUUUCAACCAGUUUGUGGAAAUUUUCGUGUACUUAUUUAUUGUAAAUAACAGUUUGGAAUCGAGAUUUACUGUGAGGCGAUCGUGGGCGCGGGUGGACUGCCACAGUACUCUACUGAGAUUGGAAACCAAUGUGUGAAGGUUCUAUUAUCUAUCGCAUUUUAACACACUUAUAAAUAUUUUGAAAUGGUGGUCCUAAAUUUACCCCUCAGAAUUAAUAACAAUAUACUAAAAUAAUCCAAUUCCCGCAGAACAAAUACAGACAUUUAUUCCAUAAUAUAAAUAGAUUGACAAAAUGACAUCGUCAGGAAGCGAUUGAAGGUCCUCCGGUCGAGUCUGAAGCUGUUCUCCGACAGUCGUUUGGCCUACGAACGAUUUGAGUACAUAAUUUUGCAUCAUCAGGAGAUUGUGCUACAGAAUUUUUCUUCUUUGAACGAUUUGUCGCCAGAAAAGCAGAAUGGAAAAAAUGGAGUCCAUUAUAAAAAAAAAGAUGAAUAGUCCUCUCGGCUGAAUGAAUGAAGACGAAAUGAUAUCGAAUCGUUCGUAGGUCACACGGCCGCCAUAGAACAGUUCCUCACUCCAUUUGUCUCCCUGCAGUGCAGGAUCCUUGUUUUAAAACAUUUUUUAAAAUAAACGUUUGUAUGGAUGUAAAGUUCCGAUGAAAUUCGCGAAGUAUCAGUAAACAUAGUAGAGUAUCGGUUGGUUCGGCCGGCCCUCGAACCCACGACCGCCGCAGACCGCCACUGCCUGUCUCCGACUACAGCGACACUGCCAACGCCACGGCGGCGGGACGUCCAAUAAUUUAGUUUUCUAAUGUAAUAACCUUUUAUGAGGUGGUAGGUAUAUUGCCAACAAAUGUUUUAACUUAGCGUCGUAAUUUUGUAUUAAGUAAGUACAAUUGCUGCAACUGUACCCUUGAAGUUUGUUCCGUAAUCAGCCUCCCAGCUAGCAUAGUUACUGAAAGAGCCCCUUGCUCUUAUUCAUACAAGACAGUUAAAGUAUGCCGAAUGUUAGUAGAUUUUUUUGUUGGAGUCUGAUCCUGCUGCCUUAUAAAAGUUUAAAAUUUUCGGAGAUUGUAUUGUAGAGUGAGUCGUGAUUCUAAUAUAAUAUAUAAUAAUGUAUUUCUUAAGGAACUAAUUUUUUUUACUCAGAAAAACAGAUUUUGUCCAAAAUUUAAAUUAUUUCUUUCGUAUAUUAUCCAUAUUUUCCACACUUAGAUCGCUCCACUCUCAUUAUAAUCUACCGUGCUCACUAAGGUGUAACUGUAAAACUAAACUAACCCAAUGUUUUCCAAGUUAACUAACAUUUAAUAUGUAUCUAGAUUCAGCACUGACUUACAUGUAAGCAUGUAUAUUCAUUGUAAAAUGGCGACGUCCCGCGACGCCGGCAAGAAGGUUGCCCGCACGCUGCUUACACCGCGUUACUACGGCGCUAGUGUGUCGGCCAAGUCGGGGGGGGGCAGGCCCGCUCCGUACUUGCGAUCCACACCAACUCCAUGAGCCCAAGGAAUAAAAGGGAUGAUAGACGAACGCUUAUUAUUUCUAUCAACAAAGACAACGAGCGCUUUCCUCAUAAGUUUUCGGCACAUUCUUAAUUAUCUACUCAGUUAACGAAUCGUGAUUGUAACAAGCGUGCCUGUUGCAGAUUUGAAAUGUAACAGUAUGUAAUGUGUCCACAUUAUUUAGUCCCGUCGCACGCAUUUUAUUCAGUUGUGACAACAUCAAUGUGGACUGGUCCGAAACUUUUAAUUUUAAUUUAAACCUCUUGCUAUAUACAUAUAAUUUGAUGCGCACAUAAUUUACAAAAUUAAACCACUAAAGGCAUCGUUAUUCAUCCCUCCAGUUUGGAACUUGUGUUAAUUAUGUUUUUUUAUUGAGAAUUUAUAUGAACAUUUAAUUUACAAGAAGAAUAAUGAAUUGUGUACAAUGGGUGAUGGAGUUGGUGCGUUGUCCUGGUAAAUUUGAAGUGCAGUGCCGUGCGGCGCCGCGCGGUGUCGGGCGGCGUCGUCGCUCGCGGUCGGCCGCCGCGCGGCGCUCUCUCUAAUAGAGAUGUACUUUUUGUAACAA